Molecule: messenger RNA, 787 nt
Organism: Telopea speciosissima
Lineage: Eukaryota; Viridiplantae; Streptophyta; Magnoliopsida; Proteales; Proteaceae
Product: 60S ribosomal protein L24
Exons: 5
Coding region: 129-623 (164 amino acids)
Biological process (GO): cytoplasmic translation
Cellular component (GO): cytosolic large ribosomal subunit
Molecular function (GO): structural constituent of ribosome; mRNA binding
Source: RefSeq, a predicted model, not a curated record
CUCCUUACUUACUUCUUUUUAUAGGUCUAUUAUAUCCAGAGCCCCAUUUUCCUUCGACUUAUUUAGGGUUUCUGCUCGUAGGGUUUCUGAGCAGUUGUUAGGAACGGAAGAGGAGGAAAGCGGCAACCAUGGUUCUCAAGACUGAGCUCUGCCGUUUCAGUGGAGCCAAGAUAUACCCUGGCAAGGGUAUCAGAUUUGUUCGUUCUGAUUCCCAGGUUUUCCUCUUCGCAAAUUCAAAGUGCAAGAGGUAUUUCCACAAUAGACUGAAGCCUUCUAAGCUAACAUGGACUGCCAUGUAUAGGAAGCAACAUAAGAAGGACAUUGCUGCUGAGCAAGUAAAGAAAAGGCGUCGCGCCACCAAAAAGCCUUAUUCAAGGUCGAUUGUUGGUGCCACCUUGGAGGUGAUCCAGAAGAAGAGAACCGAGAAGGCAGAAGUUCGAGAUGCUGCCAGGGAGGCUGCUCUUCGUGAAAUUAAGGAGAGGAUUAAGAAAACUAAGGAUGAGAAGAAGGCGAAGAAAGCAGAGGUGACUUCCAAAUCACAAAAAACACAGACCAAGGGCAACGUACCCAAGGGUGCUGCUGCACCUAAGGGCUCCAAACUUGGUGGAGGUGGAAAGCGCUGAUUUGCCAGUGUCCACUCUUCCUCUUUGAGUAACUUUAGAUAGGUGGUUUUUUUGUUUUGCAUUUUAAAGUUUUUGUAUGGAUUUAGGCAUCGAUGGCCGAAACUGUGCUACAGAUAUUUAUAGUUUUGGAAGUGGACUAGAUUUAAAUUCUUUUAUGGUUUUAA